CGAGGAGUGCGUUUGAUUGUUGCAGGGCUCAAUGGCGGACGGAGCUGGGUAGUCGUUUAGCAGCGAGGACAAUAACAGCAGCAGUUUUCUCUCCGGUGGCGGCCGCCGCGCGCUCCCCGCCGCGUCAGUUACGUGCGCCGUGUCCGCACGCGCACACGGACCUCGGCUCGUGCGCUUCGUUUCUACAGUUUAAAGUUGAGCGGCUCAUGGUGGCUCAGUGAGCGGCUAACGCGAGCCAUGGGGGACUCUCUGGAACUCAUCGGAAAGCGCCUGCUCCUGCACCUGGGAGACGGACGGUCCACGGGCGGGUCCGAGCCGAAGCCGCUGACCCAGGAGCGGGACUGGCUCCGGGGCACGGUCCGGGCGGUCAGCGUCAUGGGUCUGGGAGCUCCGAGCGGCGGAGAGGAGACAACAGCCCCCGCUGCAGGGCUCACGGUGUUUGUGGAGUUUGAGAACGCCACACAGCGCUGGUCAUGGGUGCAGGUCUAUGGAGAGGGGGUGAAGGCUGUGCUGCUGGAGGACACCGUUGUUUGGGCGUCGUAUCGAAACGGGACCGGAGCCGCAGGGUCCACGGCCGCCGUGUGGCCGGCUCUCGUUUUUCGCUCCCUGGUGGACAGAGUGGGGUUAGGGUCACUGGUUCCUGUCAUGUAUUUUGCACAUAACAGUUUGGACUUCCUCCCUGAUAAAAACUCCAUUCAGAGGUUUGAUAUGGAGAAGGAUCUCAGACACCCUCUGUUGUUGGAGAACCCUUCGCUCCAUGCUGCCGUUUCCAGCUGGUGCACUGACUUUCAGCUUCAGGAGAUCUUUAGGAAGGGGUCGUACACCAUCCAAGGACGCAGAGUGCGUGUGUACCAGCCCGAGUUUGAGGAGUGUUGGGCUCUGGGGAUGGUCUCACAGCAUGACCCCGUGUCUCACAUUAUGGAGAUCACUUUAGACAAGGGAAAAGAACCGCAGACUGUGGAUCCCCGUGUUAUACAUGUGAUGUUGGUGGGAGACGAGAUCGCCAAAAAUGGGCGUAAAUGCAGUGAAACAUUGAAGGGUGAUUCUGGACGCAGACGGAGGACCGCUUCAGAAACCGAGGACGACUUGAACCUGAAGCGUUUUAAAGGAGCCGAGGGGCGGAGCAGUGUCCACCAGGAGGGGCUGGGUAUGUGGGACUCUGGAGUCAGCAGCACUACUAAAAAUGGAGCCUCCAUUGAUGGAAAUGUACCCAAAGUAGUGUCCUCUCAUCUCACGUUUCCAGGACAUAUUAAAGAAAAUGGACGUCUGCUCGUAUCACACGGUGGAGCGGACUCCACUCCAAUCCCCCCUCCCCUCAAACCGGCUCCCUCCCUCUUCUCCACCACCUCGUUUCCCUCUCUGGGGCAGAUGCCGAGCCUGGUCCCUGGAGGUCCACCUCCUAAGCCCGCCUCAGCACAGCCGGACCGAGAGGAGGGGGCUCAGUCUGCGUUCACUAAAACAGCUCCUGUGGCGUCCCCGGGGCCCGCCUCCAUCUCCUGGUGCACACAGGACAGCAGCCCGAGCGUCACACACUCUGCUUCUGCCACUUUCACUAAAGCUGCCUCCUGGGCAACAGCCACUGAGAAUUCAAAGGCUCUGGGUUUUCGAGUUCCACAACAGUCGUCAGGUGUGUUUGGAGACAGUAAUUCUCAGCUGAAUGGAGCUGCUUCCUUUGGUUUUGGGUUUGGAUCUACAAAAAAUGGGACUCAACCGGAUCAGAAUCUGUUUAUGCAGUGUAUGAACUCCGGCUCGGCCUCCAGUCUGAUGUCAGGUCCACCUAAGGACACCAACUACUUCACAGCAGUCUCUGAGAGCCUUAACAAGGACCCGCUGACCCUGUUCAAACCAGGGAACGAUGGACUGAAGAAGCAAGAGCAAACUAAAGUGCCUGAGACCCAUUCAGCAGGGAACUGGGUGCUCAACACUGCUGUCGCCUUCCCCACUGCUCCUGCCCUGGGCAAGAACGCUGCUCCUUCUGCAGCUCAAGCCCCUUCUAAGAGAAAUGCCAAUAAUGGAUCUGUAGGUGGCGCUGUGCCACAGACUAAUGCUACAGAGAACCACCAGAACCUUUUUCUACAGGGCACAAAUGAGUCCACAAACCCUUUUCUGACCUCAUCCUCCCACACGGCGUUUGCUGAUCUUUCUGGUACUAACACUCAGACUUCUUCAGACGGCAAACCGAACCUCUUCACUAUGACUGGACCCCCUAAAGCCAUCGUCACAUCCCAAUUUCCCGCGAGUUCACCCAGCACGCCGUCCACUUCAGCCCCCGCCCCGUCUCAGAGACCUCACAGCGAGAGCAGUGUCUCUAAGGAGCCGCCGCAGGACACGCCCCUCCCGUCGUCCUCUUCAACCGACCCGGAGCCCGACGGCUCCGGCCCCAGCACCAUGACGGAGGAGCCCGUGUCUUUUGACCAGCCGCAGAAGUUUGAGGAAAGAGGCCAGUCGUCCAAACGAGACUCCGAGUCCAGCGACAACAGCGACCUGUCUGACCUGAGUGAGAACGAGGAGGGUCCAGAGAAGGGCCAGGGGCCGGAGAAGCUGCAGGAGGCCGACGGCGUGCAGCAGAAGAGCAAAGCGGCAGCGAAAAGCCGCCCACGCAACAAGUCCAUCAAAGUGGGCCAGUCCGUGCUCAAAGACCAGAGCAAAGUGCGUCGUCUUAAACAGUCGGGAGAGUCCUUCCUUCAGGAUGGGUCCUGUAUCAACGUGGCUCCUCAUCUGCACAAAUGCCGCGAAUGUCGUCUGGAAAGAUACAGGAAAUAUCGCAGUGGAGACGAGGACAGCGACGAGGAGGACGACCCCAAUGUGGCCUGUCGCUUUUUUCAUUUUAGACGACUGGCAUUCACUCGUAAAGGUAUUCUCAGAGUGGAGGGUUUCCUCAGCCCUCAGCAGAGUGACGCUAUGGCUAUGGGCCUGUGGCUGCCCAGCCCGGCCGUCCAGGAGGGUCUGGACCUGGACACAUCCAAGUACAUUUUGGCCAAUGUUGGAGACCAGUUUUGUCAGUUAGUCAUGUCUGAGAAGGAGGCGGUGAUGAUGGUGGAACCUCAUCAAAAAGUGGCCUGGAAACGAGCCGUGAGAGGAGUCAGAGAGAUGUGUGACGUUUGUGAGACAACUUUGUUCAACAUCCACUGGGUUUGUCGAAAGUGCGGCUUUGGCGUCUGUCUGGACUGUUACCGACUACGCAAAAGCAAGCCUCAAGAAGAUAUAGAAGAAAGUCUAGAAGACGAGGUAUUUUCUUGGUUAAAAUGUGCCAAAGGCCAGCCUCAUGAGCCGCAGAACCUCAUGCCCACACAGAUCAUUCCCGGCGCAGCUCUGUACAACAUCGGGGAUAUGGUUCAUUCUGCGAGAGGCAAGUGGGGUAUUAAGGCCAACUGUCCUUGUACCAGUCGACACACAAAGUCUAUAGUGCGCCCCGGCGCCCCCAACGGCAUUUCACAGUCUGCAGUACACAGCGGCAGCACUGGAGCCGCUGCUCCAAAAGCAGAAGUGGAAGUAUCAGCCUCUAAACCAGAGGCAGAGCCAGGCUCCUCAGAGAGCUCCUCUGCAGAGACUGUGAGCAGCACUAACUCCACCAUCAGCACCAUCAGCACCUCCACACCUCCUGUACACACCCAGGCCUCCUCUAAAGACCCCCGCCCAGCAGAGGGCAGCAGCUCCGCUCUGCACUGGCUAGCAGACCUGGCAGCACAAAAGUCCAAGGAUGACUCCAAGGAUUCUGGUUCCCUGCGCUCCAUGAUGUCUCGGGAAAGCCGUCCUCCUUUUGGUCUGGACUCGCUCAGCGCUCUGUCAAAGCCUUCUGCGUCUAGCCCAAAGCUGUUCAACAGUCUGCUGCUCGGCUCCAGUGCGUCACAGGCCAAACCUGAGGGCUCCAGUCUGAGGGACCUGCUCAACUCUGGCCCCGGGAAACUGCAGCAGGGGCCGGGGGACAGUGGAGUGCCCUUCCCCUCCGUCUUUACCUCAGCAGGGAGUGAAAAAAUGAAGAGUAGCUUGCCAAACUUCCUGGACCACAUUAUUGCCUCAGUCGUAGAGACGAAGAAGGCCGAAGGGCGGCGCGGUGGCGGUGCCGACGGGGGAGAGAUGAGUAUUUUAGGAGGACGUAAGGACGGAGUGAUCGGACUGAGUGUUCUGGAGCCUCACACCUCACACACCUGGCUUUGUGACGGCCGCCUGCUGUGCUUACAAGACCCUGGGAACAGCAACAACUGGAAGAUCUUCAGAGAAUGCUGGAAACAGGGUCAACCUGUGUUGGUAUCUGGAAUACACAAACGUCUGAAAUCGGAGCUGUGGAGACCGGAGGCCUUCAGUGAGGAGUUUGGAGACCAGGAUGUCGACCUGGUCAACUGUAGAAACUGUGCGAUAAUCUCAGACGUGAAGGUUCGCGACUUCUGGGACGGCUUCCAAGUCCUGAGCAAGCGUCUGCAGGACAAUGAGGGCAAUCCAAUGGUGCUGAAGUUAAAGGACUGGCCUCCAGGAGAGGACUUCAGAGACAUGAUGCCAACGCGAUUCGAUGACCUGAUGGAUAACCUGCCUUUACCUGAAUACACAAAGAGAGACGGGCGUCUGAACCUGGCGGCCCGUCUGCCCAACUUCUUCGUCCGCCCUGACCUCGGGCCCAAAAUGUACAACGCCUAUGGCUUGACGGCUACAGAGGACAGGAAAGUGGGCACCACUAACCUCCAUCUGGACGUGUCCGAUGCCGUUAAUGUGAUGGUGUAUGUGGGCAUCCCUCAAGGAGACAAGGAGUCAGAGCAAGAGGCUGAUUUGUCUGGACGCCAAGAGGUCAUCGCCACCAUCGAAGAGGGUGAUGUGGACGAGAUGACGAAGAGGAGAGUGUACGAGGGGAAGGACAAACCCGGCGCUCUGUGGCACAUUUAUGCCGCCAAGGACGCAGAGAAGAUCAGAGAGCUGCUCCGCAAGGUGGGCGACGAGCAGGGUCAAGAGAACCCCCCCGACCACGACCCCAUCCACGACCAGAGCUGGUACCUGGACCAGGUGCUGCGCCGCAGGCUCUACGAAGAAUAUGGAGUCCAGGGAUGGGCCAUUGUACAGUUCUUAGGAGACGCCGUGUUCAUCCCAGCAGGGGCCCCUCACCAGGUCCAUAAUUUGUACAGCUGUAUUAAAGUGGCGGAGGACUUUGUGUCUCCUGAACAUGUGAGACACUGUUUCAGACUCACACAGGAGUUCAGACACCUGUCCACCACCCACACGAACCACGAAGACAAACUCCAGGUGAAGAACAUCAUCUACCAUGCAGUGAAGGAUGCUGUGGGGACGUUAAAGGCCCAUGAAUCUAAACUAAAUCGCCCUUAGGUCCUCGGUCCCAGGACGACCGGCCUCGGCUCCGCUCUUACUACACCUCAUACUGACGUACCACAUAUUUACAGGCUAACAGGCUAACAGGCUACAGGACUAGAAUGUAGGUUUUCAGGGGUGGGGCUUAAACACUGGGGUGGAGAAAAAACAGGAGCAUAUUUGUUUUUGGCUCUGGAUGAAGGAAAUCCUUUAUCGACAUUAAAAUAAAUGCUCUUAUCGUCUCGCUGUUUUUUAAUUUGUUUUUGUUAACUCUGUAUUUAAGGUCAGUGUGUUUGUUCUGUUGUUAUUGUGUAAGAUGUGAAGGGAUGUACGAAAACACUGCGACCGGAAACCAGAUAAAGCACGUACUGGACUAACUGAGUUUAUUAGAGACGUAGGUUUAACCCCUUUUGUAGACUUUUGUUUAAAGUGGCUGAGUGUUUCUGCCCACAGUGGCCUAAAUGAAAAUGAGAAACGAAGGGAUUCAGACCAAAGUUUUGUAUUUUGAGUUUUCUUAUUUCACUUUUUAUACGCCUGACAUGAUCACACGAUGAUAUAGGGGGAAACAUUUAUGUAAUGGUUUAAAUCGACCAUUAUUUUCACACGGGCUGAACUAUAUACAGACUUUAAACCGAUUCAAGACACUUUCAGCUGAACAGAACUACUGGCCAUUUACAUUGUAUCAAUAUAUAUAUUGAUCUUAGCAGUCUCUUUGAUUUUUCACAAUAAAGUUUAAAAAAAUGUU
Periophthalmus magnuspinnatus is the source of this 6037-nucleotide messenger RNA. RefSeq names its product lysine (K)-specific demethylase 3B (gene kdm3b). Bases 238 to 5310 code for a protein of 1690 amino acids. The transcript has 25 exons. The record is from RefSeq and is a predicted model, not a curated record. Gene Ontology annotation, molecular function: chromatin DNA binding; histone H3K9 demethylase activity; transcription coregulator activity. Gene Ontology annotation, cellular component: chromatin; histone deacetylase complex. NCBI's taxonomy places the organism in Eukaryota, Metazoa, Chordata, Actinopteri, Gobiiformes, Gobiidae. Gene Ontology annotation, biological process: regulation of transcription by RNA polymerase II.